Molecule: messenger RNA, 6475 nt
Organism: Orbicella faveolata
Lineage: Eukaryota; Metazoa; Cnidaria; Anthozoa; Scleractinia; Merulinidae
Product: high affinity cAMP-specific and IBMX-insensitive 3',5'-cyclic phosphodiesterase 8A-like
Biological process (GO): signal transduction
Molecular function (GO): 3',5'-cyclic-nucleotide phosphodiesterase activity
Source: RefSeq, a predicted model, not a curated record
GGUUGGGAUCGCCAGGGACGGUGCAGCUGUUUGAUCGGAAGCCGAUGUGUUACCGAAAGCUACCGAAGAAUUCCGAUCGAACCCAAUCAAUUGGUUAAUGAGGUCACAUGGCGAAGUAAAUGGUCGAGGAUUGGACCUCUGUACAUGACGAGCGGCCCAGCAAAGUUUGUUCCCAUAACAGCAACAGCGGCGAACAAGGUUGAAGCUUUCAAAAAUCGAACGCGAUUGUGCCGAGUGUUAGAGAAAUCAGCUCCGUGAAGGGUUGAUUCGGAAGAUCCAACACCGGCCAUGGAUUGUGUGAACUUUGCAGGCUAACUAUAUUUUCUACGCCGCCACAUAUGCUUGUUCGGCAAUCGACGAUUUUGGUUCGGGGACCUUGAAUUGCAUGUGGGAAGGCAGGCGAAUAAUUCUAAUAUCUUGCGUUUACUGAGUGCCUGUGGAAGUUCAGUUGCAAAUUGCGGACAAGUUGACUGUGAAUGUUACUCCUUCUAAGCCCUAUAAAUGGGCUGUGCUCCUAGCAUACACGUCUCACAAUCUGGAGUAUUUUAUUGUAGAGACGAAAUUCGCGAAGGAUCAAGCCCCAGACCAAGAGCAUCUUCACCAAGUGAAAUUGUCGGCCAUAUUCGCACUAGUUCCGACUCUGGUUCGCAUAUUUCUACGUCGUCGUCUUCUCGCAAUCGUGGAAGUAACAAAAAGGGGCAAAAUUCACACAGAGGCAGUUCAAUUGAAGCAGAAACACAAACUUACGACCCGAGGAGUAUGGAGAGCCCCAAGAAUGAGAGAAAAGAAAUUUUACUUGGACCUAUGAAGUUAUAUCAGGCACAGAUGCAGAUCAUGCUGGUGUUUUCAAAGGAAGAUGCACAAACUGAUAGCUUUCUUCAUGCAGCAGAAAGAGGUGGAUAUCUUUGUCAAAUAUGUAAGACAUCUGAGGAAGCCAUGGAACAGUACAUCAAUGUACAGCCAGAGGUGAUAUUUAUUGACAUGAGGGGAAAUUCUGUAAUCGAUGGAGAAGCACUUUGCAGAAUAAUAAGAGCAAAGGGCCCCAGAGAGAACUCUAUAAUAAUUGCUGUUGUUAAAGGAAGUAAAAUGAAAUCCCACUGUCUUCGCAAAAUUUUCACAUGUGGCAUCUGGACGGAUCGCAGCCCACGUAGUGACGAACCCUUGAUGCUUCCUCUGUUGAAGGCGGGAUUUGACAAGCGUUUUGUGGAGAACGCCAAUGUUGGGGCCUGUCAUAAUGAGCUGUUAAUGUUGGAACAUGGAGAAGUCCAGUCGAUGUUGAAACUUCGGGCAACUAGCUGUCUUUUCAGUGCAAUUGAGAACUGUCAGGAUGCUGUGGAGAUUACCAGCCUGGACCAUGAUAAGUCUGAAUUACAGGUAGAGUAUGUUAACCCUGCAUUUGAGAAAAUGACUGGUUACUGGAGGUCAGAAGUUGUUGGACAUCCUCAGACCUUAGGGAUGAAUAGUGAACAUGAAAAACCUGAAUCAUAUGAAUCAAUACAAGCACUACUGAAGAAAGGGAAGCCGUGGGAUGGCAAAGCUUUUGCAAAAAAGAAAAAUGGGGAGAGCUUCUUACAAAGUGUGCACAUUAUUCCAGUUAUUGGAAAAGGAGGGAAAGUUGCACACCAUGUGACAAUCAAAAGAGAACUUACUCAAAACAACCCACUUAAUCAAGUCAAUAUGAACAUGGAGCUUAACAUGCACAUGGAAUCAGUCAGCCAAUUCAACUCCACUUCUAACAAAAUGCAAAUGUACUCUUCAGGAGGUAUACUUACUAGACGACAAUCUACAACAACAACAACCAAAAUAGAGGCACCCAUUACAAAAGUCAUAAACAUGCUGUCAGCAGCUCAAGAAAAUAGUCCGAUGUCUGUAGUGCAGGCAUUAGAUAGAGUGCUAGAAAUAUUACGGACAGCUGAAUUAUAUUCACCAUUCACCACAACAGAGGAAGACCCAAUGAAUAAUGAACUUGUGGGAGGUCUCAUGAGCAAUGGCCGAAGGAGACCAUCCUGUGACGUACCUAAACCAAGUAUGAACUUAUUCUACACAUUUGGCCGAGGCCAUAAGGAAUCCACCCAAAGCAAUGUACGGACUCCGAUCUCACACCUGCAGGAGGCACCCCCAGAAGUUAUCGCUGCUAUGGUUGACGAGGCAGACUGGGACUUUGAUAUUCUCAAGUUGGAAAAAGCCUCCAAUCACAGGCCCUUGUACUUUUUGGGAACAAAGAUACUCAACAGGUUCAGGGCCUGUGAAGCGCUCAACAUUUCAGAGGAUGUUCUUAAAAACUGGUUACAAUUAAUAGAAUUAAAUUAUCACUCAAAGAACGCUUAUCACAACUCCACGCACGCGGCAGAUGUGCUUCACGCCACAGCUGUGUUCUUGGCCAAAGAAAGAGUCAAGGCUGUCCUUGAGCCCCUGGAUGAAAUAGCCUCGUUAAUAGCAGCUGUUGUACACGACGUAGACCAUCCUGGGUACACGAACUCGUUUCUUUGUAACGCAGGCAAUGAGCUUGCCAUUCUCUACAACGACAUUGCAGUUCUGGAGAGUCAUCACGCUGCACUGGCCUUCAAACUUACCGCACGUGAUGAAAGGUCCAACAUCUUCAAAGGACUUGAUAUGGAUGAGUUUCGUACGAUUCGUCAAGCGAUCAUCGACAUGGUGAUGGCAACAGAAAUGACGAGACACUUUGAGCAUCUUUCAAAGUUCGUCAACUCUAUCAAUAAACGGCGCUCUUCAAGUAUGGACGAGGUCCACUCAGUGCAUAGUGGACGUGGUACACCAGAUUCCACGGCGUCUUCGGCUGUAGCCCUUAACACACCAGAAAACCGUACGCUGAUUAAAAGGAUGUUAAUCAAAUGUGCAGAUAUCGCCAAUCCCGCACGGCCACGGUAUCUGUGUAAGGAGUGGGCCUACAGGAUAGCAGACGAGUACUUUUCACAGACGGACGAGGAAAAGAGGCGUGGUCUACCGGUUGUUAUGCCUGUGUUUGACAAACAGACGUGUAAUGUUCCAAGGUCACAGGUUUGGUUCAUAGAUUACUUUGUAAGCGAUCUUUACGACGCCUGGGAUGCUUUCGCUUUUGUACCGGAGACCAUCAGACAUCUUACAGAUAAUCACGAAUACUGGAAAAAAGCAGCGGAAGACUGGGAUGCCGCAGCUCGUUCUCCCUCCGGGGGCGCCAGUACUUCCGGUAACACUACUUCCGGUAACACAACUACCAGCGCUUCAACGAAAAAUCCCGCGUCCACGUCUACCACUUCGUCCGAACCUCCUUCUUCGUCCAGCACGUCUCUCACCUCAUCAUAGUAUGUUGUCACGGUAGUAAGCUCUCCCUGAUGUCUUCGUUCUCCUAAUGUGCGUAUUAUAAAUAUUGUACACUUGUUUUAUACGAUCAAACGCUUCGCCGUCCAACGCGUGUCGGCAUUAUCUGCAAAACUGUAGCAUUCGCACGCAGUAUAGAAUGUUUUAACGCCACUGCAAUCAGUAUGUUUCUUUGCGAGUCAUCUCCUUACCCUCUUUGUGUAUCGAGUGACUUUGUGCGUGACCAACACAUUGCGUGACUCUGGUAACGCAAGUUAGUUUAACCAUGAGGUGCUGUAAGAUUUUGUAACGCACCGCUAAAUUUGCACCUUUUUCGUCGUUCCAUUUAUUUUGCAAGGUUUCUUUAAGAACGGUUCAUACAAAGAGCGUAACUUGCGUCACACUGGAUUUUCUUAGUCAAGUGUAUUUUUCAUCUGCGACCUUGUGUUGACUGUAAAAGCUCUUCUUUCUUUAAGUUAGUUAAAGUAGGCCAUAGUCGGGGCACCUUACAUAACUAUUUAAUUACAAGAGAGAAAAGAGUACCUUCUACAUAUAUAAGAAAAAAAAGACAAAUUGUACAUAGCGUUUUUUCCCAGCGAGGAAAAAUCCCUAGAAAAUUAUAAAGUAUUAUAUUUAUUUCCGUUGACCAACCCAUACCUAAAUCUGUUCUUAUGAAAUGAUGUAUUAGUUUUGGUAGAACAAAACAUAAAUGACAAUGGCGUUCCCGAAGCUGCACUUCUAUAGGUCAGUGGCUUCGGGAGCAAUAUUGAGAUUAGAAUUGCGAGCUCAUUGGCUGAUAUCUUUCAAGCUCGCUAUUAAGUAGAUUAAGGUAUGACGCUUCUUUUCAUUAACUGCGAAGUCGCGCCACUUGUUCACAAUGUUUUUCUUUGGAAGAAGUUACGUUUGAUUUCACGAAGUUUCAAAUUGUUUAGUGCAUGGUUGGAAAAACUAACAAGGCGAAGCUCUCCCAAGCGUCCAAAGUGUAUGGCAAACAGAUAUUUAAGUUUUCAGUCAAAGUAAAAUGUCAUGAAUUCGGUGGCAGAUAGUGAAGAGCGUUCCCAACAUUCCUCGACGACACUCGCAGUUAUUGAAAAGAAGUAGCUUAGUUAAAAGAUUCAGACCCACGAGCUACUGGCGCUUUACGUUCGAGUGGCGAGUGAGGCUGGAAUCUAGUGUUGAUUCUUGUGCAAAGUCAGGGGAACAAGUGCUGACUGAAUGACUGAUCCCGCGUUCUUCGCCCCUUAGCUUAGAAACGUGACGUAACUUGAUUCCGACAAGCUGACUUGACGACUUUCCAAAUGUGAAGACUAUUUACGAUUGCCUCCCGGCAAGAAUCGUAAACUCUGGGACAUUUAACGACGAUAUACCGGAGUAGGUUCCUGUUCCUUUGACUUGACACUGAUUUGAAUUUGUAAAUGACGGUAAUUCAGAAAUGCUAUGUUUAUUCCUUACACUUAGUUUGGUGGUCAAAACGGAGCACUUGGUUUGCGCACUGAGCUAUAAAAACAAGACGAAUGUUUUCUAGCUAAAAACGGAAAAAAAUUCUUUAAUGUUGUCGUUUUUAUGGGAAAAGGGUAUUCGUGGCUUGUCCUUUUUAUCUUGUUUUCUCAAAAUAGUCCUUCGUCUUCGUUGCGUAGUGCUCAUACAGUUCAAAACAAAUUAUUCUUAAUUUAUUCUCGCUGUCAAUGUGUUUUAUAGAAAGGCUUUUGGUGAAACUCAUUUACUGGGGAUUAAAUUCUUUUUUCUAAAUCUAAUGACUGGGGAUUUGUAAAUGGCCUGCCUGCUGGACGAAACUCAGGAAAUAUUUGUUUAGUUCACUGAGAUGAAACUUUUCGUAUUAUAAUUUUUCAUGUCUUUCUUUUAAAGGUUGCUUCGGACCUACUCGAGAAUACAUAACCACUUGAAAGGGCCUUUGGCUCAAUCUGUGAAUCUCUCGCUUUAAUCUGCCGUAGCAUUAUGUUGCGGAACGAGUUCUUGUCGGUCAAUUUUUUUUCCUAAAAGGGCUUUAACAAGAUCUUUUUUUUUUUAUGAUCAUCUAUUAGCUAUGGAACAAACGUGGUAGAAAAAGUGAGAGCAAAUUGUAUGAAAAACUAACUUUCGCACUUAUUUCACCGCUGUUUAGCCUGUGAAUUUUUGCAAACAUAUUUCUAACUGCCUUAAGCCCUGUUAUUUAUAAUUUGGCCUCGAGGUGUUCAAAGAUAGUUCAAUUUCUUAGUACUUACUGUAUCCCUCUUCAGGCCAUUUAGUCUGCCCUUCCCCAACUUAAGUUCUAAUACGGUAAAGGGAUGUUCACAUAAGAUUAUCAGGCGUCAGUUAUUUACAGUUCCUCUCUUGGUGUAAAAAGAAUGAGAUAAGAGGUUAAUUUCUAUGUCAAUGUGACAUCUUGGAAAAAAAAAAUUGCGCGGCGCUUGGUGAAAAUGAUGACGUUUGAGGAAUCUCUGAGAUAUAACGUAAAGUUGCCCCCUCCCCACCCCUCUCAAUAACACCACCUAGAGGAAGGAAGCUUUGUGACGACCCAUAUACAGUUGCUAUGGCGACAAAGGCGAUCACCUGCCAUGAAAGGGAUUGUACUCUAACGAAAACUAAUUGCGAGGCAGGUGUAAAUAGAAACAUCUCCCUCGUCGAAGGCAGUUCUUUGGUUGUGAAAUUGUUGCGUUUGCAGACGCCGCCUGUAAUGUAUGUUUGAACAUCUCAGACCGAAUGAAACGAAACUGGUCCGAAAAAAUCUUUGAGCAUUUUCACCAAGAGCCUUGUAGAAAAUAUUUACAAAGCAAGACAAUUUUAAUUUGUAAAACUCUUGUACACACUUGUUGAAUGUUAGGUAGCUCAGUUGUUCAGUUGUACAGUUUUGACCGAAUCAUUUUAAUGGGCCGACAUCUGUUGUCCAGUGUCUUGUGUAUAAAAGUAUAAUUUUCAUAAUACAACGAGAAUAAUGAUAAUAAUAUAAGAAGUUGAUUACCUGAAGAUAUCAGGACAUUGAAGUUAUUAUAUCAUGUACAAAUUGUUUGAUAAAUCUUGAGUAGCUUUUUGGAUUUCUCUUGAACUGUUCCGCGUGAACGUAAAUUAUGUUGUUUCUUCCCUAGAUUACCUUCUGUACAGUUGUUUUAGUUUUGAAACUCUAGAAGUGGACAUUCUUAUAGAAUAGAUAUGAAUAAAAUAAGUUAUUGGAAUCAUGGCA